UGCUGCAAAUGCAAUUGUACUUUCCAUGAAUAUGGAGAAAAAACCUCAAACCUGGUUUUCCACGUAUACAAAUACCAGCCUUUCGGAAACAGCUGCGCCUUCCCAAAAACCCAGCGGCUCUUUUCCUCCACGUAUCUCUCCACACCACCGCCAAACCCACUAUAAAUCCACCCACCCCUCCCCUUUCUCUCUCUACAACCCCAAUCCUUUUCUUUCUCUCCCCUUCACUACCAACAAUGCGUAUGAGCUGCAAUGGAUGCCGAGUCCUUCGUAAGGGCUGCAGUGAAAACUGCAGCAUCCGCCCCUGUUUGCACUGGAUCAAGUCGCCGGAAUCUCAAGCUAACGCCACCGUGUUUCUCGCCAAGUUCUACGGCCGUGCCGGUCUUAUGAACCUCAUCAACGCCGGCCCUGAACACCUCCGCCCUGCAAUAUUCAGGUCACUACUGUACGAGGCAUGUGGUCGGAUCGUGAACCCAAUAUACGGGUCGGUCGGGUUGUUGUGGUCGGGUAGUUGGCAGCUUUGUCAAAAUGCAGUGGAGGCUAUUCUUCAAGGGCAUCCGAUCACCCAAAUAGCAUCCGACACAGCGGAAACAAACAACGGGCCACCUUUUAAAGCGUAUGACAUCCGUCACAUAUCAAAAGAUGAGAACUCAGCCGGGUCGAACGAGCUUCACCGGGUCAGAACCCGGGGCCGGUUCAAGCGGUCGGGUGGAAAAGGGAAGGCGAGUCGGGUUUGGAUCGGGUCGAGGGAGGAGGAGUCGGGUCAAAACGAGAAUGUUAAUGAGUUGUCGAGCCAUGAGUCGGCUCUGAGCCAUCAGUCGGAGGUGGCGCAAGGUGAGAGCCAUGAGGUGGUGGAGGAAAGCUUGGAGACUUCGCCGAUGAAGAAGCCGGCUGAGAGUGAAGCCGAGGUGGUGGGGAAGAUAGAGCUUGAGCUGACGCUGGGUCAUGAGCUGGUUGAUAAGGCUAAAAGUAAAGAGGUGGCUUGUGAGAGUUCUGAAGCCGGAGCCGAUCUGAAGCUGAGGCUAGAUUACCCGGCGUGAUGGUGUUAUGUUCGGCGGCUCAGUUUUGACGGAUGAAUCGAUGUCUUUUAGUUUGUUUUAUUUUUAGCUUAGUUUUGCUUUUUUUUUUUCCCCUUUUUUUAGGGUCUUUUAAGUUUUAGUUUUGCCGUGGUUGGGUUUAUUCCUUUUUCCCUAGUCAAGAAUCAUGUACAAAUUUGUGAAUGGUAUCGGGAUAAAAGAAAAGGAGAAUAUAGACCAUGUUUGGUUAAACUAAUGAAAAGUUAGAUGGUUUUCUUUUAACAAA
Messenger RNA from Helianthus annuus (common sunflower), 1302 nucleotides. RefSeq names its product LOB domain-containing protein 41. The coding region runs from base 237 to 1040 and encodes 267 amino acids. NCBI's taxonomy places the organism in Eukaryota, Viridiplantae, Streptophyta, Magnoliopsida, Asterales, Asteraceae. The record is from RefSeq and is a predicted model, not a curated record. Gene Ontology annotation, biological process: regulation of gene expression. The transcript is spliced from 2 exons.